AUGCGCAACACAGGAAAUGUCAAAUUUAUUGUCGUCUCUUUUCUGCAUUCAUUCAACUUCAUUCGAUCAAAAAGAAAGAAACCGAUUGGAGGAUCUAGAAUGACUUCGACAUCGUUCAACGUGGGCCUCGGUGAUGGAUCGAGGUCGUCUAGCCGGGUGCUCCGCCCUCCCGGCGGUGGGCACACGGAUAUCUUCGGAGGGGAUCCUGAACCCCCUCGUGGGCGUCGCAUGGGGCCCCCUGCACCUGCUAGUCAAAUUCAAGGCCAAGGCGAUGAACCCGCGCAACCAACAAACGGUGACACACCCAGCCAGAAUGGCCAAGCGAGUGAAACUCCUAUGUCAAUUACACCAAAAACACCACCAGAACCUACCCCCCAACCCCAACCAACCCCCGAGGCUCGAACCCCUGAAGAGAAAACCCCUGAACCCCCCGCUGCUACACCCAAAGCGGUCACCCCUACAGAGAAGAAUGAAGCACCAAAACGUGUGAGAGUACCCCCUGGAGGUUUCUCAUCGGGGCUUUGG
This is a messenger RNA of Brenthis ino (lesser marbled fritillary), 525 nucleotides long. NCBI's taxonomy places the organism in Eukaryota, Metazoa, Arthropoda, Insecta, Lepidoptera, Nymphalidae. The record is from the annotation of a GenBank genome assembly.